AUGUUUUGCCGCAAAGAACUCAAAUUAAUCUAUGCAACUGUUGUUAUUUUACUUGAAGCAGAAUUAUUAGUGAACACAAAGGCAAUGGAGUCGCAGAGGUCUUCCAUUACUAUAACACAAAACAGUGACGAUUUAAAAUCUUUAGAACUCUGUACGACAAAAAAUCAACAGAGGUUGGGCAGUGUAUUUGGUAACUUUACAAGACAUCACAAAAAAGGACACAGAAGAAGAACUACCACGUCAACUACAACCUCAACACAAACUACAAUCGUUUAUACAACUAUUGAGGAUGUCGAGGAUUCAUCAGACGUUUAUACUACAAAUGCAUAUUCGUUAAGUACCCAAUCCACAAUCCUAAAAUUACCUAAACCACUGAGGCUUUCAUCACUGAUGUUAGAUAAAGAUUAUGAAGAAGAGGUAGAUAAUUUUGACAAAAUCAUUAAAAAAGAAAUAAAGGACGUUAUAGUAAAAGAACGUCAUCAUUCUAAACACUACGAAAGAAAUAAAAAAGAAAUUGUAAUUGAAUUAGAUGAGACGUCAUUGUCAAAAUCAUUAAACAAAAUAAAGAAACUGUAUAGGGAUUCAACUGCCUCUGCAAUUAAUAAGCUUAAUAGCAAAACAAGUAAGAACGGAAUAUUUUUGACAGAUAACUGUACCACAGUCGUCGCCCAAAUCGGAACCACAGCUAUUUUACAUUGCGAAGUUAGUGACAUAACCGAAAAUACGGUUACUUGGAUUAGAAGAAAAGAUUACUCACUUCUUUCAGUAGGCCUUGUUACCUACAGCGCUGAUAGCAGAUUUUUUUCAGCCCACGGACGCCACGUUAAGGAUUGGGCAUUACACAUAAGAUUUGCAACGUCAGCUGAUGCAGGUUACUAUGAAUGCCAAGUUCCAACACAUCCACCUACAAGUAUUUUUUUCAAGCUUGUUCUAGUUGCGGCGUAUGCUGAAAUUGUUGGAGAAUCAGAGAAAAUCAUACACGAGGGAUCUAUGUUGAAACUUAUUUGUGUAGUUAAGAGAUCUACGGAACCACCAUCUUACGUAUUCUGGUAUUUUGAGAACCGAAUGAUAAAUUAUGACUUAAAUGGGGUUAGUGUAAACAAUGGACGACAAACAAGUGAACUGAUAAUCGGUAAAGCUGAACCGAGACAUGCCGGAAAUUACACGUGUGUUCCAGCUAAUGCUAAAGCUGCAUCAGUUACCGUACACGUAGUUCAAAGUGAGACACCGGCAGCAAUGCAACACGGAAAUUCAUCAGUUACGAAAACUCGUAUUCAUUGUUUCACCCAGACGUUAAUUGCCUUAGCGUCAUUAAUUUUGAUAUUCAAACAAAACUAUCAAGAAUUUGGAUAA
Molecule: messenger RNA, 1353 nt
Organism: Parnassius mnemosyne (clouded apollo)
Lineage: Eukaryota; Metazoa; Arthropoda; Insecta; Lepidoptera; Papilionidae
Source: the annotation of a GenBank genome assembly